AUGCACUUCAACGCUCUCCUCGCCGCUGUCGCUCUGACCGGCUCCGUCUCGGGCUUGGCCGUCCGCCAAACUACCCCAGCUUGGCAAGUCCUCCCGGCAACCCCGGCUCUCCCAUCUCCGAUCUCCACGACAAAGACGCCGAUCAACGGCAUCCAGAUGUGGUGGCAAAAGUACAACGAAAAGGCCGGCGGUGUGCCCAUCGUUAUGGACCACGGUGGCCUGGGUUACUCAGCCUACUUUGGCUCCGUCAUCACCCGCCUCAUCAACGCCGGGUACUACGUUAUUGCGAUCGACCGCCGCGGCCACGGCCGCACAACGUACAACACGAAUGACGUCUUCACGUACGACCAGAUGGCCGAGGACAUUUACGCCCUGCUCAAGGGCGCGGGCGUGACGAAGUACAACGUCGUCGGGUGGUCUGACGGCGGCAUCGCCACGCUCUCGGCGCUCAUCAACCCCGUCACCGCAGCGCCCAUCAACAAGGCCUUCCUCUUUGGCGCCUCGUCCAAGCCCGACCAGACUAACGCCACUUUUGCCGACACGGCAAUUUACGCAGAAUUCGUCACGCGCUGCCAGAAAGAGUACGCCACCCUCCAGCCCAAAGCCAACUUCACCGACUUUGGGACAAAGGUUGCGACGAUGGAGGCCACCCUGCCGCAGUUCACGGACGCGCAGCUCAAGAGCAUCGACGGCACCAAGGUCAUGAUUGCGGACGGCGAUCACGAGGAGGCCGUCAACCGGGACGUCCCUGGUAUCUUGAACAAGGCCAUCCCCGGCAGCAAGGUUACCACCCUCACUGGUGUCAGCCACUUUGCGCCCAUGCAGGACCCUGAUCAGUUCACCAAGGCUGUGAUUGCCUUCUUCAAGGCAUAA
Molecule: messenger RNA, 873 nt
Organism: Colletotrichum spaethianum
Lineage: Eukaryota; Fungi; Ascomycota; Sordariomycetes; Glomerellales; Glomerellaceae
Product: valine--tRNA ligase, mitochondrial
Exons: 1
Coding region: 1-873 (290 amino acids)
Source: RefSeq, a predicted model, not a curated record